AUGGAGUCAAUAUCGUUACUUGGCCGCAGUCUUGGACGCGUAGGACUAAGGACAUCACAGCCAUGGGCUAGCACUCAAUGCGCCCGCUCUCUACCACGCUCUUUCUUCCGGAGGAGUUUCCAGACCAGCCCGCAGCUCAAGCAACAAGGCCGCAUGCCCACCCAGGAAGACCUCCGCGCCCAAUUCAAGAGCAAGAACCGCAAUACCCUCUACUACACCCUGUCAAUCAUUCUCGGCACUGUCGCAUUAUCCUAUGGCUCCGUGCCCUUCUACAAGAUGAUCUGCCAGCAGAUGGGCUGGGGCGGUCAACCCAUCAGCAUCCACUCUGCUGGUCAGUACGAGGAGGACGACAUUGCUUCACGCCUCAUUCCCGUUACCGAUUCGCGCCGCUUGCGCAUCACCUUUGCCGGCUCCACCUCUGAUGUUCUUCCCUGGAAGUUCACUCCCCAGCAGAGAGAAGUCCGUGUUCUGCCUGGCGAGACUGCAUUGGCUUUCUAUACCGCCACCAAUCUGAGCAAAGAAGAGGAUAUCAUUGGUGUAGCCACAUACUCGGUUACUCCUGGUCAGGUUGCGCCAUACUUCUCAAAGAUCCAGUGUUUCUGUUUCGAGGAGCAGAGGUUGAACAAGGGCGAGACUGUCGACAUGCCAGUCUUCUUCUACAUCGAUCCUGAGUUUCUGAGAGAUCCAAACAUGUCCAAGAUUGACACCAUCACCCUCAAUUACACCUUCUUCAAGGCAAAGUACGACAAGGAUGGCCACUUGUCUCCCGUCGCUUGA
Aureobasidium musti is the source of this 777-nucleotide messenger RNA. The record is from the annotation of a GenBank genome assembly. Lineage: Eukaryota; Fungi; Ascomycota; Dothideomycetes; Dothideales; Saccotheciaceae.